This is a messenger RNA of Aethina tumida (small hive beetle), 4464 nucleotides long. RefSeq names its product solute carrier organic anion transporter family member 5A1-like. The record is from RefSeq and is a predicted model, not a curated record. Gene Ontology annotation, biological process: sodium-independent organic anion transport; transmembrane transport. The transcript is spliced from 9 exons. Bases 317 to 2932 code for a protein of 871 amino acids. Gene Ontology annotation, cellular component: membrane. Lineage: Eukaryota; Metazoa; Arthropoda; Insecta; Coleoptera; Nitidulidae. Gene Ontology annotation, molecular function: protein binding.
UACACAGCUGUAAUAUUACCUAUGCAUGUGUUCGUAUAAUUUUUGUGGCAUCUGGUGCAACUUUCGCGUGUUUAGUAAUUCCUAGUUAAAUGACACUAAAAUGUUUAUAUAUUAUACUGUGAUUUCAACUGGGUUGUGAUAAAUUAAAUUAAUUGUAUUUUGUAAUAUUUAUUAAAGGAUUUUUUGGAAUGGUUCAAUGAAUUAUAAUCGUUGACCCCACACAAAGUGAAAGAAGCUGAACGGGGGGGGCGGAAGCAAUAUGCGGCUGAGGAUUGUCCAGAAGAAGCAGCAUCCGUCGCCAAUGAACAAUUGAAACAUGACAGCGACAGCGAACGGUGCAGCCAGUCCGGGUAACGCAACAGAUGGUGGCGUCGUGGGGGCGGGUGUACCUGGUAUUCCGUCAUGCUCGUCUUCGUCCUCGAUGUCGACGCAGGCGCCACCUGCCACCGCGGCGACAUCGGGCACGAAUCAAGGCCACUGCAAGGGCCACCGCCGACAGGAGUCGAUGUACGCGAUGACCGGCCUCUACUCCGAGUCGGUGCCGGAGCAGGACGACGUGCCCGACACCAAAUGCACGACCACGUUUUGCCACGACACUGUCAUCAAGUGUCAUAGCAGGAACCCGUCGGCGGGUUUCGACAGAGAGAAGGCUGCACACAAUACAACAUAUACUAAUGAACAACCAGCUGUGAUAAUAAGGGAUACAAAAGAAUGUGGCAUACUAUCAUGCCGACCUUCUUUUAUUCAAAAAUAUGCAGGAAUUAAGUUUUUCGUUUUCCUAUUGUCAUUCCUUGUCACCUUACAACAAGCGUUGAGUUCUGGAUAUAUAAAUUCUGUGAUAACAACUAUAGAAAAGCGCUUUGAGAUACCGUCUAGCCUGUCCGGCUUGGUCGCCUCGUCCUACGAAAUAGGCAACGUCAUCACGGUGAUCUUCGUCAGCUACUUGGGCAGCAGGCGACACAUACCGGUUUGGAUAGGCGUCGGUGCCGUAAUAAUGGGCAUCGGGUCCCUGAUAUUCAUGGUGCCCCAUUUCAUCGCCGACGAGAAUGUUAUCGUCCAAACCAACAACUCGGAGGAGAACAUGUGCAGGGUGGAGCUGGACCAGGAUCAAGACAUGGGAUUGGGACGGCUGUCCUCGGGGCUGUCGUCCCCGCCGCUGGCGCCCAACAAUCUCAGAGGGGAUAACUGCAUUCAAGGCUCCCCGUCGACCACAGGUCCCGUUCUCCUGUUCAUCCUCGCUCAGCUGUUGUUAGGCUGCGGGGGUUCCCCACUUUUUACCUUGGGCACCACUUACAUUGACGACCAUGUAAGGCCUGAGAGUUCUUCAAUUUACAUAGGUUGUAUGUACAGUAUGGCAGCAUUUGGUCCUGUCUUAGGAUUCUUACUCGGUGCCUAUUUGCUCUCAUUUCACAUGGACUCUCUCAGUAAAAUCAUAUCAAUAGAUGCGGGUGAUAGUCGUUGGGUAGGUAUGUGGUGGGGAGGCUUCCUACUCGGCGGUUUGCUUCUGAUUCUUGUCUCUAUACCGUUCUUCUCGUUUCCGAAAGUUCUCACUCACGAAAAGGAGAAAAUAAGACUUAUGGAGAAGGCCGCCAAUGCUGCGUCCUCCAGCAGUACCAACCAAAAGAAUGUCAACACCAAGAAUGACUCCGGUUAUGGCAAAGAUGUUAAAGACAUACCCAGAUCAAUGUGGCGACUAGCAUCGAACCCAGUUUACAUAGUUACGUGUUUAGGAGCCUGCAUGGAACUUAUUAUUGUGUCGGGUUUCGUUGUGUUCUUACCAAAGUAUUUAGAGACUCAGUUCAGCUUGGGCAAGAGCCAAGCUAGCGUAUUCACAGGUUCAAUAGCGAUUCCGGGUGCCUGCAUAGGUAUAUUCAUGGGGGGUUGCAUAUUGAAGCGCAUGGAACUGCGUCCGAAGGGCGCGGUGCAAUUCGUCCUAAUCUCGAACAUAAUCUGUUUGAUAUGUUACGCCCUGCUGUUCUUCUUGGGCUGCGACAACCUGAAGAUGGCCGGUACGACAAUACCGUACUUCAACAGCACGCACACCGAACCGUUCCAAGUCAACCUCACGUCGUCCUGUAACUUCGGUUGUGAAUGUAGCAUGAACGACGUCGAACCAGUUUGCGGUAACAACGGACUUACUUACUUCAGUCCGUGUCACGCUGGAUGUACAUCCAUACUAAGUUCUAACUACACCAACUGUGCCUGUAUACAUGGAAAUAUGAGUUUGUUGAGCGAGAGCAAGUAUGCAGAAGUCACUGUGGUACCGGUGGCGACGGCAGGUCCAUGUAAUUCAUCUUGUCGUACCAUAUAUCCAUUUUUGAUAUUAUUAUUCUUUAUGACGUUUAUUGUGGCCAUCACGCAGAUGCCACUUCUUAUGAUAGUGUUAAGGUCCGUCAACGAGGAGGAGAGGUCGUUCGCCUUGGGCAUGCAAUUUGUGAUAUUCAGACUGUUCGGGUACAUCCCGGCGCCGAUACUGUUCGGCAAUUUGAUUGACUCUACGUGUCUAUUGUGGAAGAGUACUUGUGGUACCAAGGGCGGACGUUGUCUGCUCUACGACAUCGAACAGUUCCGGUACAAAUACGUGGGACUUUGUGCGGGCAUCAAGAUCUUAGCCCUGGGUAUUUUUAUGAUUGACUGGUGGUUGGUCAGACGCAGAAAGCAACUUGACGAGGACAAUGUUAUCACUGCUAAUGAGAUCGUCGGUUCAAUCAUUAGCUUAGAUAAAUUGUUUGAGGAAGGGACCCACUGGACUGGUCAUAGAAGGAACCUCAGUUCUGCCAGUGCCUACGAAUGUCCGAGUUCACCGAAGCAGGUCGACAAGGAUAAAGAAAAAGAGAAGGAAAAGGAACAAGUUGAGGAGAAGAAAGUUGCUUCGGAGGCAGCGGAAAUUCCAAAACAAGAGGAAGAAGCGGACGAAAAGACGGAUAACUAAAUUAAACGAGAGUACUCUUUGCUCUUGACUAGUUGUUUACCAUUUCGGUACUAGAUUGUUGCAAACAAGCGAAACUAGUAAAAUUGCAAGUUGAUUAGACCACCCUAAUCUUAAAUAACGUCACUGUAGACUUACUUAAGAUACAUCACUUAAAAAAAAUAAUCCUGCCUUAUGACACUUUUUAAACAAAACGCUAGUAGCUAUUCUUACUCUUGGACUAAAUACUCUAAAUUAGAUUUAAAUCUCAUAAUUUUACUGUGGUAUUUUUAACUUAUAUCCAAAUAAUAGACUCCAAGCAUAGACACAAUGAGACUCACCAUGAAUUUAACAGGGUACUGUGUUAACUUUUUUGUCGACCCGUGUAGUCAUAAUUUAUUUUAGUUUAAUUAACAUUGUGUAAAUCUUUGGUUUCUAUAAACGUUUAAUUGUUACGUGUAUCCCAUUUUAGAUGGGUACCACAUGCCAUAGACCCAGUGAUGCCAUUCAACCUAAAUAUCAAAUAAUUGGAGUCCUCUAUGAAACUUGUAUGUUUCAUAUCAAUGAAUCCAAUUUUAACGGCUACACUGUUAAUAAUUUUACGAUCUAUAGUUAACAAUUUGUCAUGUGAUCUCAAGGUCAAUUUAAGAAUUAGUUUAACUACUCAAAUUUUAGGCAAUAAUUUGAGCUUACGUUUUGAUAGUCUGAAAAUUGAUAUCGACCACUUAAGCUUAUCUAAAUCUAUGGAAACUAAACAUUCCAUUACAAAAAAAAAGAAUUUAGUUACUACUAAUACAUGUCGUGUAAUCUAAUUUUAAAAUCCUACACUUGAAAAUAUUUUUGUAUUUUAAAGACAUCAGUCAUGUUUACUAAAAAUCUCUUAUUACGAAAAAAAAGCAUGAGAUCUGUAUGUCUUAAAAAAAAAUUAGUUAGGUUGGAUUGGGAAUGUCUCACAACUCAAUGUUCUUAGAAUAAUUAAGAGGUCGGGAUAAUUUUGGUAUUGUCGAAAUUAUUCUGACCUAUUAAAUGUGAAUGUUGAAUAAAUUUCAACGUCUCCCACACCUAGCCUAGUUUAAAUAGACGAAAUUCAGUUUGGUUCAGUUCUUAAGGUUGUACUUAUAAAAUUAGUUGUAACUUAUGCAAUAAUUUAAAGACAGUGCCACUUUUAAGAAAUACUUCACUAUACUAGGAAAUUACUUCAACUAUUUCAAACUAAUCUAGAAAAAUCUAUUCUAACAUCACAAUAGCUUUUUCUUCAAGAAAAAUAAAUAUAUAUAGGCGCAAAAAAAUAUAAUGAAGAGAUUGAAUUAAUGCAAUUUUCUGUUACGUUUCAUUAAAGACAUUGUUUUAUAUUUUUUUAUACGUUUAGACUAUUUUGUUAAUGUUCACUUUAUUACGGCAAAUAAAGACAAAAUGAGGAUUUCUUAAAUUCUCCACACUGAUAUUAUUUAGUGAUUUCAUUUCGAAUUGGUUCAGUAAUUAUUUUUUUUUUGCUUUAACCAUUUUACUAUUUUUUAUUUACCUAAUCACUGAAAUAAAACUAUUUAUAUAUUUGA